Messenger RNA from Puccinia triticina, 1551 nucleotides. RefSeq lists its product as uncharacterized. The record is from RefSeq and is a predicted model, not a curated record. Gene Ontology annotation, cellular component: cytoplasm. The transcript has 8 exons. Gene Ontology annotation, molecular function: UTP:glucose-1-phosphate uridylyltransferase activity. Bases 1 to 1551 code for a protein of 516 amino acids. Gene Ontology annotation, biological process: glycogen metabolic process; UDP-alpha-D-glucose metabolic process. Lineage: Eukaryota; Fungi; Basidiomycota; Pucciniomycetes; Pucciniales; Pucciniaceae.
AUGGCUGCCCCUCAGGUCUCCCUCAACGGCUCCUCGCUCACCGCCCCCGGCCCAAACAUCCAGGCUCAUGCCGGCAAACGGAUCAGAGGCCACUCACAAAUGGAUUUCAAAUCAGCCACCACCGGUGUGGCCGCCAAGGCCAUGCGCAACGAGCUAUCGAGACUAGCCGAAGAAGUCUCCGAUCCAAACUACCGCAAGGCCUUCGAGGCGGAGAUGCAAGGCUUCUUCUUGCUCUUCAGCCGAUAUCUCCAGGAGAAGGCCAGAAACACGCCCCUCCAAUGGGACCGUAUCGCCCCUCCCGCCGCAGACCAGGUGGUCUCGUACUCCGAUCUACCCGAAACGUCCGAUCCUUCAAUCUUGGACAAGCUCGCCGUACUCAAGUUGAAUGGUGGUCUGGGCACCACCAUGGGCUGUGUAGGUCCGAAAUCGGCCAUCGAGGUCCGGGAUGGCAUGACCUUCUUGGAUCUAUCUGUCCGCCAGAUCGAACAUUUAAACUUGGCCCACAAAGUCAAUGUUCCAUUCAUCUUGAUGAACAGUUUCAACACUGAUGAUGACACCGCCCGCAUCAUUCAAAAGUAUGCCAAUCACAACAUCGAAAUCAUGACCUUCAACCAAUCCCGAUAUCCGAGGGUCAACCGGGAAAGUCUCUUGCCGGCCCCACGCACGGCGACGGGGGACAAGUCUGCCUGGUACCCACCAGGCCAUGGGGACUUGUACGAUGCGAUCACGAACUCGGGUCUGUUGGACAAGCUGCUUGCAGCCGGCAAGGAAUACAUCUUUGUCUCCAACUCGGACAACCUGGGUGCCGUCUUGGAUACCAAGAUCAUGCAACACAUGAUCGACUCUCAGGCCGAGUUCAUCAUGGAAGUCACCGAUAAGACUAAGGCUGAUGUCAAGGGUGGAACGUUGAUCAACUAUGACGGUAAUAUCCGGCUCUUGGAAAUCGCCCAGGUUCCAAACGAUCACGUCGAAGACUUCAAGUCGGUCCGCAAGUUCAAGAUCUUCAACACCAACAACUUGUGGGUGAACCUUCGAGCGUUGAAGCGAGUGAUGGAAUCGGAUGGGAUGGAGUUGGAUAUCAUCGUCAACAACAAGGUGGCCGAAAAUGGCGAGGCGGUCAUCCAACUGGAGACGGCAGCCGGAGCGGCGAUCCAACACUUCAGGAAUGCACAUGGGGUCAACGUGCCUCGGAGCAGGUUCUUGCCCGUCAAGAGUUGCUCGGAUCUCUUGCUGGUCACUAGUGAUUUGUACCAGCUCGAACAUGGUAGAUUGGUGAUGAACGAAGCAAGGAUGUUCCAGUCUACCCCGGUGGUCAAGCUCGGUGACCACUUCAAGAAAGUGGCCGCUUACCAAUCCCGAUUCAAGAACAUCCCGAGCAUGUUGGAGCUCGACCACUUGACGGUCAGUGGGGAUGUGAAGUUUGGGCGCAAGGUGACCUUGAGAGGCACUGUGAUCAUCGUGGCUAACGAAGGCAGCAAGAUCGAGAUCCCAGAUGGCACAAUCUUAGAUAACAAGUUGUUGACCGGUAACUUGUCGAUAAUCGACCACUAG